Molecule: messenger RNA, 767 nt
Organism: Brassica napus (rape)
Lineage: Eukaryota; Viridiplantae; Streptophyta; Magnoliopsida; Brassicales; Brassicaceae
Product: dirigent protein 22-like
Exons: 1
Coding region: 122-676 (184 amino acids)
Source: RefSeq, a predicted model, not a curated record
UCUACAUCAAUCUUUAGAUUUAGCACAUAACUUCAUCAAUAUAUAUACAUCCAUUGUUAACAAGAACUGAGAACAAAACAUAAACACAGAUCUCUACAAAAGAAAACAGCUUAUCACAAACAUGUCAAAGGUCAUUCUAAUCCUCGCCGUACAAAUCCUCCUUGUCACAACCUUUGCCUCCGCCGUAGACCGUGGAGACUUCGCAAGAACAAUGAACCCGAAGCGCCUCCACAUGAAAGAGAAACUCACUCAUCUCCGAGUAUACUGGCACGACAUCAUAAGCGGUCGAAACCCUAGUGCCAUCGUGAUUAAAAAGCAUGUUGCGAAGCACUCCUUCGGAUCAAUCACAAUGAUAGACAACGCACUAACAUCUGAUGUGCCGAUUAACUCUACUUUGGUGGGCCAGGCCCAAGGUUUCUACGCAGGAGCGUCCCAACAUGAGACAAGUUUCUUGAUGGCGAUGAAUUUCGCUUUCAAGACAGGGAAGUAUAAUGGAAGUACGAUCACGAUUCUUGGUCGGAACUCAAUUUUUUCUGAGGUUAGGAAAAUGUCGGUGGUCGGAGGAAGUGGGAUCUUCCGAUUCGCUAGAGGUUACGUCGAGCUUAGGACUAAAUGGUUCGAUCAACAAUCAGGAGAUGCCACCGUUGAGUAUAACUGUUUUGUCUUGCAUUACUAAGAUAGUUGAUUAUAAUAGUAAUUAAGACUGUGUCCGCUAUGUACUUCUUAUUUUGAUUUAAAAUUAUAAUAAGAGUGCUAUUUUAUGUUUA